Messenger RNA from Trypanosoma conorhini, 1197 nucleotides. RefSeq lists its product as uncharacterized. The transcript has a single exon. Gene Ontology annotation, molecular function: damaged DNA binding. The coding region runs from base 1 to 1197 and encodes 398 amino acids. Gene Ontology annotation, biological process: proteasome-mediated ubiquitin-dependent protein catabolic process; nucleotide-excision repair. The record is from RefSeq and is a predicted model, not a curated record. NCBI's taxonomy places the organism in Eukaryota, Euglenozoa, Kinetoplastea, Trypanosomatida, Trypanosomatidae.
AUGUCUCAGUCUGAUGCGCCACGAACGAUUGAGCUGAAAACGGUGGCGGGUAGAAAGUGCUCUGUUGACCCCCCGUUCACCGUGCAGCACCUGGUGGAUGUUGCUGUUGAGCAGCUGCACUUCGAGCGUGAGAGCGUCAGGCUGUUUGUGGGCAGCCGGCCCAUCUACGCCAGGCGGCGGGGGGUCCCGGAGCCCGACCAGCGCCUGUUGGAACAAGUCACCCCCCCGCAGGGUGAGUGCGUUUUGGUAAUGGGAAGGCCCGCGCUGAGGAAAACGGCGCAUGCCGCAAGGGCGAAGUUUGUGGACGCUGCGAAGGAGACCCACGCCGCGCAGCAGGCUGUCGGCGACAAAAAGCCUCUUUUUGUUCCCGUGGUCUCGGCUGUGGAUGACGGCAUGAGCAUCCGAGUUGGCCCAAACGACAAGGGGUUGUACCGGUUCCUUAAGCCACUGGUGUUCAUGCUCGGUCGACGUGGCCUGCGUCACCUUUUCCUGCUUGUAAAGGGCCAACGCGGCCACUUUCCUGAGUCCUUCCAGGACCACCCCGUUAUGGUGUGCAUUGUGGAAUACGUUGAUCGUGACCCCGGUCGAUUAAAAGAUGUGCUCACUACAAUACAGGAGGAGGAGCCAGGCCUGCUGCGGUGGAUCGAGACACACGACGAGUUUUUCCUCAGUGUUAUCAAUUCUCCUCCACAGUGGCGGGACGAGACAUCCCCCAUGUGGUUGAUACGCCACGCGAAGAAGGUGUACAGUAUGGAGGCUACAAAAACUCUAGGUAAGGGCAACUUUGCCCGUACGCUGACAACAGGUCACCUCCAAACGGAAUCCUUUUCAGAGGACUUCACAGGCGCUGGAGCAUCUCCGAUGGAGGAAGGCUUGCUGCUGGACAUGGAUGUAAGCGAGACUAGCAGCAAUCUUGAGUCAUCAUGGACCGCGUCACUGGAAGGCACCUCGAGCACCGCAGCGAUGGAGUCUACAAAUACGAAUACACGCCCAGAAGAAGAUCCUCUGAUUGAUCCAUUGGUUCAAGAAUUACAACUGGUGUAUCGUGCAUGGGAAAUUGCAAAGGAGCGGCGUAGUUCGGCGGUUCGGAACUCAGCCGCUGUAGAAGGUUUGAAGAACGAACUGUCGUGUCGACUGCGUGAUGUCCACCACGCCCUUCUGCGCACCAUGGAGAGCUACCUUAUGACCCCCGACUAA